This is a messenger RNA of Entamoeba invadens IP1, 591 nucleotides long. RefSeq lists its product as hypothetical. Lineage: Eukaryota; Evosea; Mastigamoebida; Endamoebidae. Gene Ontology annotation, molecular function: GTP binding; GDP binding; GTPase activity. Gene Ontology annotation, cellular component: plasma membrane. The transcript has a single exon. Gene Ontology annotation, biological process: signal transduction. The record is from RefSeq and is a predicted model, not a curated record. The coding region runs from base 1 to 591 and encodes 196 amino acids.
AUGAAUAAACUGGUGUUCGAAGCGGUACUUCUUGGUGAAGAUGGUGUUGGUAAGAAAAACAUUAUCGAUAGGUAUGUUUAUGGAGAAUUUGACAGAAUAUAUGAACCAACUAGAAGAGACAAAUUUAUUACAACUUUGACUGUUGAAAGUCAACUUAUUGUUGUGGAAUUUAACAAGAUGUUUUUUUCAAGUUAUUCUUUUUUGGAUUAUUAUAUCAGAAAAAGUAGCGUGUUCUUUUUGGUGUACUCAAUAACUUCAAUUUAUUCAUUUAAAAAAAUACAAGAGAUGAGAGACAUGGUUAUACAAAUUAAAUGUUGGGACAACAAAACAGGUUUACCUAUUGUGUUAUGUGGAAAUAAAUGUGACUUGGAAAGUGAAAGAAAAGUGACAACAGAAGAGGGUCAAAAAUUGGCAGAUGAAUUUCAAUGUGCAUUCUUCGAAACAUCUGCAAAAAACAAUACAAAUUUGGAUGUAAUGUUUCAAGUUGUUGUUAAGGAUUUAUUAAAUUAUUCCAAAUCAAUAAAAAGUUUAAAUAUAGAAUUAACAAAACAAAAGAGUCAUAACAAAAACAUUGGCUGUUUGCUAGUAUAA